Messenger RNA from Anguilla anguilla (European eel), 5124 nucleotides. RefSeq names its product distal-less homeobox 1a (gene dlx1a). Gene Ontology annotation, molecular function: DNA-binding transcription factor activity, RNA polymerase II-specific; RNA polymerase II cis-regulatory region sequence-specific DNA binding. The coding region runs from base 3152 to 3919 and encodes 255 amino acids. Gene Ontology annotation, biological process: embryo development; cell differentiation; negative regulation of transcription by RNA polymerase II. The transcript has 3 exons. NCBI's taxonomy places the organism in Eukaryota, Metazoa, Chordata, Actinopteri, Anguilliformes, Anguillidae. The record is from RefSeq and is a predicted model, not a curated record.
UCUUUUUUUUUUCCUUACAGAUUGUCCGGUGUUUUUCCUCAUUUUAAAAAUUGAUCCUUUAAAGUGUGCCUUUUUAAAAUGGGUGCAUUUUAUCCUUACUGUCCAAACAAAAUCUAGACAUUGUCAAAGUUAUAGGUGUUUGUUUUUAGUGAUAUGACAAUUGUAAGCGUUUGAUAACUAAUCCGACACAUAUUCUAGUUAAUUUUCAUGUUUCAUAUCGCAAUUUUUUUACUUCGUGAAAUAUAUAUUUUUACUUUUAAAAUAUGGGAAAUAUUUACAUUUAAUAUUUACUAUAGUUAUAAUUCUUGGCUAUUCGCUUUCGUUAUCCGUGUAUUUUUGUGAAGUUUUGAUACGGAGUUUUACCUUCUUCGCAAGGAUUAUAAAAUAGUGUACCCUAUUUUGAAAUUAUCUCAAGUUCAUAAAUUCAUGAAGUCACCUAUGUUUUAACCGUGACGUCGUUUUACAAUGGAAAUUACAUUUAAGAUUUUAUUGAGAAAAUAAGAUUAUCCACUAUUAGUAUAACGUUAUUUCUCUACGUCUGUUGGCAUCAUAAGAUUAUCAUGGAAUAAUUUUAUUAGGACUGAAUGAUUUACCAACUGCUGUGGUAACAAGACGUCUGUAGUGCAAAUUACUGUAAGGUUAUGUCAUUUAGGGGACAUGAUUUAUGUCAUAUCUAUGCCGUGUUUCUUGCCCAUUUUCUACAUCAUUAUUGGCAACUAAAUAUAAUUUGUUACUUUGUCAUAAUGUUACUGGGAAAAUCUAUUUUCAGAUUUUAAAAAUUGAUAUAGUACAUAGCAUAUAAGUAGAACAAAGCCAUUUUAUUACUCCCGUCACUUCGUUCGACCCGGAUUUAGUUGUUGCUUGGUGCUCAGACUUGACAAAAUGUUUUAAAAUGCGGAAUAGUCGAUGUGCCUGUCAAAUUAGCGCAUUUGUUUCAAAUAGGCUAGUAUAAUUUUGAUCUUUUGUUAUGUGAAUGAGCUUUGCUGUUGGCCUAAUGCGUUGUAUAUGAAACGUUGUAUAGUAGGUGGACAUAUAACAGAAAUAAAUAUUUGACCCCGGUUGUCAUUUGUGUAAAAAUGGUUGACUCCUUGAUCGUUUCAUGUGCACUAUCAAGGGGAGAAGGUUUUACAAUCAACGUAUAGAUCAUUGAUUCAUUGAUAACGACUGAUCAAUAUGUUCUCCAGAUUCCUUGUUAAGUGCCAGUGCCAUACGAUUCACUGUGAUAUUUGCCCUAGAUACAGUCAGCCUACUGUACCACGAUUUAGGCCUUGAAUUGCCCAGUCGUAUGGAUAUCAGUACACCAUGUCAUUUAUUACCAUUAGACAAUAAUUACGAUUGUUCAGUGGACUAGCCUACUGUAGCAACGUUACUGGCGACACAGUGAAGAAGACAAAGGUAUUGGAAAGUCUGUUUAAAUGUAGCCUGGGCCUACAUUUUAAACCUCAAUUGGGGGAACUUGUCAACAGUAUAUGGGCCAUCACUGUUAAAUAGUGUUUCAAUUAGUUCCCAUGUGCUUUUAGACCGAAUCCAGAUUUUAAUAGGUUUCUUAUUUCAUAUCAUCCGCUUUAUUCGCGGGAUUGUUGACGUGUGCCAUUUAAUUGUCUUGUAGCCUACACACUGAAAUAUGCCAUAAACCUACAGUUCAAUCCAGGUCCAUGUCCUCGAGGUGCUUAAUGGUGAAUGAAAACAGCAUGUAGCUGUGUUAAGUAUAUGACUAAUUAUGCGAAUGAAUAUUAAGCAUCAGUGUUAUGUUAAUAUGACUGUCUUCAGCUGCAGAUCAAGGCUCUUGAGACCAGCAUUUAAUCAAAAUGAUUCAGUAAGUUAUCCUUCUGCACGUGUUAGCUCUCUCAAACCAAGAUACCCAGUUAACAAUUAAUAAUUGGUCGGUAUUUUUAUCUCCAUUCUUAAUAUCCUGAUGUGUUGUUUUGUUGUCAUCUAAGCGCUGCCAUUCCUAAACUGCACAUUUAAAACGCAGUAAUUAUUUUUCAAAUCAUGCAUAUUAUUAUCAUUUAAUUAUCCGUUUGCUGGGGGGUCCGUGUGUAAGGUUGAUCAUUUCCUCGUCUUUUUUGGCGGGAAAAAGUUAAUUUUGUUAGAUACAAUAUGCUCAUCGACUACGUUGGGGGGAAAACGUUACGGGGAAAAGAAAGGCAAAAACGACUAAAAUUAACCGUUUUGAUGAUUCUACGAGUAUCGAAAAGACAGCACAGAUAUUUAUAAAUACGCUUUAGCCUAUAUAAUUGUGUUGCUAAUAAUAAUAAUAACAACAACAAUAACAGUAAUAGCAUAAUAAUAAUAAUAAUAAUAAUAAUAAUAAUAAUAAUAGGCUACACUAUUUUGAGGUAUAUCUUCUGCCGAUCGUUGGUGAUGUCUCAGUAUGAAAACAUUUACAUAAAAUUCGGUUUAUCCAAAAAUACAAUACAUUAAUAGUAGAUCAUGUCUGCAUUUUAUAUCACAUGUAACGUGUGGUCAUUUGUACUGUGGUAGUAAUUAGCCUAUGUGUGAAUAUAUAGCUUGGCCAUUUACCAUUACCGCACAAUAGUUCUGUACAUUUUAUUGAAUUAUAAUAUAUAACGUAUAUAAUUUGUUGAAAAUAAAAUUGUUCCUUUAGAAAACGAAACCGAAAAGUAAAGGACGUUGGAUAUUGACAUGCCAACAACAUCCAGUAUACGACUCAAUUUGAUGGCUACAUGUUGAUAGGAUACGUCAUAAAUGUUUGUAAAUAUAGUAUCUUCACGUAACAUUGAAUAUAGUUUUACUGUAAUUCCCAUUCACUUGUUGCCCUGUAGGCUACUCGUCCCCGGCGUUUGCCACUAUUGCCUUAGGAAAUCUCAGACCCUGGGUCUCAGCAUUGCUGUUGUUCUUGAGUUCCCUAGGUCCUUCGGAUCCAACCCUAGAAUCACAAAUCGGAGCCUCUUUUGGUACGAGUGGACCAAUCAGCGACCGUCUUUGAUGAAUAUUCAUGAAUCCCCGAUUCAAACCUUUGAGGCGAGUUUGUCUAGAUCCACAGCAUCAUGCUUAGACUUUUCACAGAGACAAACUACAUUUUCUUAUGAAUGGAAAGUGAAAAAAUCAGAUCAGCUUAAAUUGGGAUCCAUCCUUCACUGAGAUCAUAGAAGAAACCAAAAGGAAGAGAAGGGAUCAGCCAGAAGAGAUGACAAUGACUACAAUGCCAGAAAGUCUUAAUAGCCCAGUCUCAGGAAAGACCGUUUUCAUGGAAUUCGGGCCACCAAGUCAACAAAUUUCGCCUUCCUCGAUGUCUCAUGGACACUACUCCAUGCACUGUUUACAUUCUGCUGGUCAAUCUCAGCACGACAGCUCGUAUAGUACAGCUUCAUCCUUCCCUAGAUCUCUGGGUUACCCAUAUGUGAACUCGGUCGGUAGCCAUUCCUCAAGUCCUUAUAUCACUACCGUACAGUCCUAUCAAAGCAGCUCCACACUUACGCAGACACGGUUAGAAGACACAGCAGCACCAGAGACAGAGAAAAACACAGUUGUGGAAGGGGGCGAGGUCCGCUUUAAUGGGAAAGGGAAAAAGAUUCGUAAACCCAGGACUAUAUAUUCAAGUUUGCAGCUACAGGCUCUAAACAGACGGUUUCAGCAAACACAAUACCUGGCGCUGCCGGAGAGAGCCGAACUCGCCGCUUCUCUGGGACUUACACAAACACAGGUAAAGAUUUGGUUUCAGAACAAACGAUCCAAGUUCAAAAAAUUGAUGAAACAAGGCGGAGGCACAAUUGACACAGGCGCACUAGCCAAUGGACGCGGACUGUCCAGCGGCUCGCCCUCUGUUGCACCAGUUUGGAACACUUCAUCCACGGUUAAAACGUCAGCGGGCACUCCGGGCUCAUACAUCCCCAGUUACACCUCAUGGUACCCGACAGCGCACCAAGAAGCUAUGCAGCAGCCGCAACUCAUGUGAACAGAAAAAGUUAACCCCGCCCCCUCCCAGUCGUGGAUGGUCCCAAUCAGGGGAUCAUGGACCAGCUACACAAUGCGGCCCUGUAGCCCGGCCCGUUGUAGCCAAGCACAGAUGUAAUGCGGAGCAUAUUCCCAAAGCUGACAGCUGACGUAUCGGCCUUCUCACUCGGACUGAACGCUCAGAGAACAGCCUGGAAGCAGAGAGACUGAGCAGCAACCGUCUGCACUGGAGGGCAGGAAUAAUGUCUUUUUGUGUCUAAGACAGGAAGAAACCGAAGGAAAAAUAAUGAAAUUAAGGUCAUUUAAGCUGCUGUUCCCCAUUUCUGUGACCUCUUGUGUUUAAGAAAGUAUAGGAAAUUGUAACAAGUCAGCGAGAGAAUGUGCGGACUUCAGAAUGUGUUUUGGUUGUUCUAGGUUAGACUUCACUGUUAAAAAUGCAAAAAAUUAUAAUAAUUAUGAAAUAGGCUAAAAUUAGGCAAUGUUCAUCUUAUACAUGUAGAUUUACGCAAAUGCAUUGAGAUGCAACAACUUCUAAAAUUUUGUGUUGAAAUUUGAAUGCGGUCUCACACGCACGUGCGCACGUGCGCACCUGCACAAAUGUAUAUCUGCGUAUUGGUUACAAACUGUAGUUGUUUUAUGUGUUCGAUUUAUAUUAUUUAAAUUAUUUCGGUGUCCUAAAAUUUUGUAUGUUUACACAAUUCAACGUGUGGUUUUCUAGUAAUAAAAGAAUAAACAAAGAAAAUACAAAGAGCGGAAGGCAUGUGCUCUUCAGUAUUCCAUUUGGCAAGAGCUCUUAACGGAAGUUGAAUUACAGCAGCCAGUCCCCGGUAGAUUACUCAACAUGUAAUAUCUUCGAAGAAAAUUAUGCGCUGUACUUUUAAAAGGAAAUUUUGGAAAAACUAGUGAUGCCAAUAUCGUAUGUCACUGCAACACGGACGUGCAAUUUACAGGCUGCUGUAUAUAAACAUAUAUGACUAUAGGGUAUAUUUAGCUUUUUUGUUUGUCUUUGUGGCUGUUUACUCAAUGCGUUGUGAAACAGAAUUCUACUUUAUGAAUAUGAAUGUGUUAAGUUUAAUGUGUUUAGCGUUCUACAUGGCAAAGUUUAGUUUUAUAAUGUUUAAGUUAAUUUAUUUCUUUGUAUUAUUAAAUUCUUUGUAUAUAGUGUGUAAAGUUCGGAUACAGUAAAAUUAUGAUUUUAAAUGGCUA